Asterias rubens (European starfish) is the source of this 1257-nucleotide messenger RNA. RefSeq lists its product as uncharacterized. The transcript is spliced from 6 exons. Bases 72 to 440 code for a protein of 122 amino acids. The record is from RefSeq and is a predicted model, not a curated record. NCBI's taxonomy places the organism in Eukaryota, Metazoa, Echinodermata, Asteroidea, Forcipulatida, Asteriidae.
CGUCCUGCUGAUAUCGCUGAAGCUGAAAUCUGACUUGGAAACAGAGCAAACUUUGAUAAACCAGAAUCAAUAUGAAGAGUGUUGUAAUUGUCGUCGUCAUGAUGGGCUUCGCUGCCGCCUCUGCCAUGUUUGGUGCAGACUCUGGUUUGGUGGCUGAGGAAGCACGAGGGGAUAAAAGUACAACUACGCAGUCUUGCCCAGAGCUAACUUUGAAUGACUUUGCGUGUCCGGCUUGCAAGUUGCACUUGAAUGCCCUGCUUACCGAAGUAACCUUCAACGAUGUAAUUCAUACAUAUUGCAACACCAUAUCAAGGAAACCAGAAAGGAGCGCUCGUGCUCGUGCUAGGUGUUUCGCUCUUGCCAGCUCGGAACAAGUAGAGAACAUGGUAACUUCGACAAUGGUGGACAAAAUGUGCGAGAAUGGCCUCCGGUGUCCCUAAAAUAUAGCCUCAACAUUCUGUCAGCAACGGGCGAACAGUCAACGUCGAUAAGAGACCUACGAUAUCCGAUGGAUUCCAUUAAUUUAUGGUGAAGGGUAAAUUGAUUAUUCAGCAUUAUCUUUACGGUAGUAUACAGGAUUGGUAGAGCUAACCAAAUAGCCAAACACAGUGUUCAUGUGAGAUCAACCAAUAUAAACGAAGUAACAAACCUGUGAAACUUUAACUGUUCAUCCAGAUACAGUUUUCUACAAAUUAUGGUCUCAUUUCAGAAAAAAAACAGAGCUUUCAGAAUAAAAUCAAACUUUUCUGUAAUGUUUAUUAUCGAUUAACAAUCAAAGGUUUUUGUGUUACUGAAAAGAUAGUAUCAUGGUUUAGACCGAUCAACGUUAAAUCUAACAUAACAAAAGUCGUAUUUUACCAAAAUAGUCGAAGGUAUGUUUGCCAAUGCAUUGGAAUUAAUACCAACUCAGAUGAAGCUUGAAAAGUUACAAACAAUUAGAACAACAAAGCGUUAAUAACUAACCCUUGUUAUACCCUUGAUCUUAUUUGAAUAUUGUUACUAUUGUUUAUAUAUUGGAAUGAUUGUAGAUGUUUCUAGUUCUUUGCUUCUGUUUAUGCAAAAUUUGCUUUUAAAAGGACCUUAUAUUCUCCAAAGUUCUUCAAAUUGAGAGAAACAAUUUUACGAGGGAGACAAAACUAAACACACAAAGUGGACUUUUAACCCAAAGUACAGAAAUUUCAAAUUUAGUUUUAAACAUUAUUCCACAAGAAGUUGGUCAUAAUGGAAAGUACAAUAAACACGGUGAGAUAUAAGUAA